UUCUGCUCUCUUUCCCUCCCUAUUUAAACGCGCAGGUUCAGGCUCCGAACUGCAGAGAGCUUCGAGGCUUCGACAUGGCUGAGACUGUUGUCCUCAAAGUUGGCAUGUCCUGCCAAGGCUGUGUUGGUGCCGUGAAGAGGGUACUAUCAAAGCUGGAAGGUGUUGAAUCAUUUGAUGUUGAUUUGAAGGAACAAAAAGUAACUGUGAAGGGCAAUGUGAAACCUGAAGCAGUGCUGCAAACUGUUUCCAAGACUGGAAAAACAACUUCAUUCUGGGAAGCAGAAUCAGAAACCAAGGAAGCUGCUUUUGAUACAGCAGCUGCUGCCACCGCAUGAUUACAGUACGUCUAAGUGGUUUUCUUAAUAAGAAAUUAUGAACUAAUGAUCAAUGAUGAUUUGUCUUUUGAAGCUUUUACAGUAAGUAUAAUUUUGUGUGUUGUUUGUGCUUUCUUCAGUCGACUGGUCAUGUUUACCUAUAUGAUGCUUUUAACUGUUUUAAUAAGCUAGAUGUCAUAUUAUAAAUGGCAAUAAGAUCACCUAUGUAUCAGUUUCACUUAUUAUUUUUCCUGUUAGCUACUAUAAGAUGAUGAUACCUUAUAAGAGGCUAAGAUUUCUUGA
Messenger RNA from Dendrobium catenatum, 617 nucleotides. Its product is annotated as copper transport protein ATX1. Bases 75 to 335 code for a protein of 86 amino acids. The transcript has 3 exons. Lineage: Eukaryota; Viridiplantae; Streptophyta; Magnoliopsida; Asparagales; Orchidaceae. The record is from RefSeq and is a predicted model, not a curated record. Gene Ontology annotation, molecular function: metal ion binding.